Molecule: messenger RNA, 5599 nt
Organism: Cercocebus atys (sooty mangabey)
Lineage: Eukaryota; Metazoa; Chordata; Mammalia; Primates; Cercopithecidae
Gene: FAM193A
Product: family with sequence similarity 193, member A
Exons: 21
Coding region: 757-5022 (1421 amino acids)
Source: RefSeq, a predicted model, not a curated record
GAUUAUAGGCAUGAGCCACCGCGCCUGGCCGAACCUGAGUUUUAGACGUGUCUAGUAACCCUGGACUUCAGAGGUGCGGCUGUCUCAGCUCCGCCUUUUCCCUGACUCGCUGUGUAAUCUUGCCCCUUUUGCAGAACUAGGUCCCUCCUCUCCCUCUUCCCUUCCCCUAGUCACAGCAAGUGUUCACCAAAGCCUUCCCCGCCCCCGCCCCGGCCCCCCACAAAUUAGGACUUUUGUUUCUGAGUGGAGGUUAAGAGGAAGGAUUUGAGUGGAAUUUCUUGCCCCUCCUUCCUGGCUCCUGGUCCCCUCCCUGCGUUCUGCACUACUGUCUGUGCUUCUUAGGGCUCUUUCAGAUCUUUUCAGUGAUUGCGUCCUGAGUGCCACGGAGAAAGAGCCUGUGAAGUAGUGCAGGCUUUCCCAGUUUCUGCAGCUGCCAGAAAUUGUCUUGACAGCCUGUACUCAGCCUUUUGCAAUUUGUCUUUUAUUCUUGCCGAACUCCUCUUACCGGUGUCUGAUUGUGUCUACCCAGGUGAGUGGAUGCGUUUUCUUUCCCUGACGGCACUUGAGAUUAUGGGCCAGUGUUUGUUCUGUAACCUCAGCAGGUUCAGAAACAGUCAUAGAUAGGAAGUGAGUCUGGCUGUUUUGCACUGUAAGGGUGAGCAGUAUGCUCGCCCAGCUCUCUUCAUCCUAGUGCAGAAGCCAGAAGCAGCCAUGUCUUGAGGAACAGAGUUUUUUGGUACUCCUUUUAGUUUUGGCAUGAAUCAUAGGACACCACCCUACCCCGCUGGGGAUUAUUGUCUUCUGUGCAGAAGUGAACGGAAAGACUCCUCAUUCUUAGAGAGUGGAAUUAAGACUGCGAGCAAAUUGGCCCUUUCCAUGGCUCCCAAGGGCAACAGUGUGCUGCACCUGCCGCUAUGGGUGUGCCCGGACUGCCGCAGGACCGUGGAGAAGGAGGAGAGGCAUGGCGGCCUUGACCAGCCAGUGAGCCAAGAUUUUCUUCUUCACUCCUCGCUUGGUGGCUCCCAGCCAGAGGCCGGCAGUGGUGGGAGGCUCGCUCUGGGUGCACAGACGCUGCCUUCGGACACCGCAUGCUCGUGCGAGGCCUGCAGUGAGCGCAGAGAAAUUUCGUCAGAGGCGGACCGGGAACCUCAGCAGCUGCAGAACUACUGGUCAGAAGUGCGCUACACAGUGCGCUGCAUCUACCGCCAGGCAGGGACCCCGCUGGCAGAUGACCAGGACCAGUCUCUGGUGCCUGACAAGGAGGGAGUAAAGGAGCUCGUGGAUCGGCUCUGCGAGAGGGACCCCUACCAGCUGUACCAGCGUCUGGAACAGCAAGCUCGAGAGUACGUGCUAGAGAUGAAGGUCCGCCUGCUCCGGCAGCUGUCGGCUGCGGCCAAGGUGAAGGCACCAUCUGGCCUGCAGGGUCCGCCACAAGCGCACCAGUUCAUCUCCCUCCUGCUUGAGGAGUACGGCGCCCUCUGCCAGGCUGCACGCUCCAUCAGCACCUUCCUUGGCACUCUGGAAAAUGAACACUUGAAAAAGUUCCAAGUGACGUGGGAACUGCAUAAUAAACACCUGUUUGAAAAUCUGGUCUUUUCAGAGCCACUUCUUCAGAGCAACUUGCCCGCACUGGUGUCACAAAUCAGGCUAGGAACCACCACACACGACACCUGCAGUGAGGACACAUACAGUACCUUGCUGCAGAGGUACCAGCGCUCCGAGGAGGAGCUGCGCAGAGUCGCUGAGGAGUGGCUGGAGUGCCAGAAGAGGAUCGAUGCCUAUGUUGACGAGCAGGACCUUCAGACCAGUGUGAAUAAGAGCAUUGAUACUGGCACCCUUGUCCAGUCCUGGCUUCGAGGGGCUGCUAUGACAAUGAAAACCAAGCAGCGCAUGUUAACAGAAGACUGGGAGCUUUUUAAACAAAGAAGAUUCAUUGAAGAACAGUUAACCAAUAAGAAAGCAGUUACUGGCGAGAACAACUUCACGGACACCAUGAGGCACAUGUUGUCGUCCCGGCUUAGCAUGCCCGACUGCCCCAACUGCAACUACAGGAGAAGAUGUGCUUGCGAUGACUGCAGCCUUUCACACAUCCUCACGUGUGGUAUCAUGGACCCCCCCGUCACUGACGACAUCCACAUUCACCAGCUCCCACUUCAGGUGGAUCCUGCUCCCGACUAUCUUGCUGAGAGGAGCCCACCCAGCGUGUCGUCUGCAAGCUCGGGGUCGGGCUCCAGCUCUCCCAUCACAAUUCAGCAGCAUCCCAGGCUCAUUCUCACAGACAGUGGCUCAGCACCAACUUUUUGUAGUGAUGAUGAAGAUGUUGCACCAUUGUCAGCCAAAUUUGCUGAUAUUUAUCCAUUGAGUAAUUAUGAUGAUACUGAGGUGGUGGCCAACAUGAAUGGAAUCCACAGCGAAUUGAAUGGUGGCGGGGAAAACAUGGCCCUGAAGGAUGAGUCUCCUCAGAUAAGCAGUACCAGUAGUAGUUCCUCAGAAGCUGAUGAUGAAGAAGCAGACGGCGAGAGUAGUGGGGAACCCCCAGGGGUCCCGAAGGAAGAUGGAGUGCUGAGAAGCAGGAGUCCCAGGACAGAGGAGAGCAAAGCAGACAGUCCACCCCCAUCCUACCCAACACAGCAGGCUGAACAAGCUCCAAACACUUGUGAAUGUCAUGUUUGUAAACAAGAAGCUUCUGGACUGACACCAUCUGCAAUGACAGCCGGAGCCCUUCCUCCUGGCCAUCAGUUCAUGAGCCCAGAGAAGCCCACACACCCUGCACUGCACCUUUACCCUCACAUCCAUGGACACGUGCCUUUGCACACUGUUCCACACCUGCCACGCCCGCUCAUCCACCCCACCUUGUAUGCAACGCCCCCCUUCACACACAGUAAGGCUUUACCGCCAGCACCUGUUCAGAAUCACACAAAUAAGCAUCAGGUAUUCAAUGCAUCUCUUCAAGACCAUAUUUAUCCGAGCUGUUUUGGGAAUACUCCAGAGUGGAAUAGUUCUAAAUUUAUAAGUCUUUGGGGAUCAGAAGUGAUGAAUGAUAAGAACUGGAAUCCUGGCACUUUCUUGCCAGAUACAAUUUCUGGGAGUGAAAUAUUAGGGCCAACACUCUCAGAAACAAGACCAGAAGCCCUUCCACCUCCAUCUAGCAAUGAAACACCUGCAGUCUCGGAUAGUAAAGAGAAAAAGAAUGCUGCAAAAAAGAAGUGUUUAUACAAUUUCCAAGAUGCUUUUAUGGAAGCAAACAAAGUUGUCAUGGCCACCUCAUCAGCCACGUCCUCCGUGUCCUGCACAGCUACCACAGUGCAGUCCAGCAACAGCCAGUUCAGAGUGUCAUCCAAGAGACCUCCUUCAGUAGGUGACGUGUUUCAUGGCAUCAGCAAGGAGGACCACAGACACUCGGCUCCAGCCGCCCCGAGGAACAGCCCCACGGGCUUGGCCCCCCUCCCAGCGCUCUCGCCUGCUGCACUCUCACCUGCCGCGCUCUCACCUGCCGCUCUUUCACCUGCUUCCACACCUCACCUUGCAAAUCUUGCAGCCCCAUCAUUCCCCAAAACAGCAACCACAACUCCCGGGUUUGUGGACACACGCAAGAGUUUCUGUCCUGCACCCCUGCCCCCGGCCACAGAUGGCUCCAUUAGCGCCCCUCCAAGUGUCUGCAGUGACCCUGACUGCGAAGGGCACCGCUGCGAGAAUGGUGUCUACGACCCACAGCAAGAUGAUGGGGACGAGAGUGCAGAUGAGGACAGCUGCUCUGAGCACAGCUCCAGCACCUCAACCUCCACCAACCAGAAGGAGGGCAAGUACUGCGACUGCUGCUACUGCGAAUUCUUUGGGCACGGCGGGCCUCCAGCUGCACCAACAAGUAGAAAUUACGCAGAAAUGAGGGAAAAGCUUCGCUUACGGCUGACCAAGAGGAAAGAAGAGCAACCUAAAAAAAUGGAUCAGAUCUCAGAAAGGGAAAGCGUCGUUGACCAUCGGAGGGUGGAGGAUUUAUUGCAGUUUAUAAACAGCUCUGAAACCAAACCAGUGAGCAGCACGCGUGCAGCAAAGCGGGCAAGGCAUAAGCAAAGGAAGCUGGAGGAGAAAGCUCGCCUGGAAGCAGAGGCCAGGGCCCGGGAGCACCUGCACCUCCAGGAGGAGCAGAGGCGGCGGGAGGAGGAGGAGGAGGAAGAAGAGGAGGAGCGUUUCAAGGAGGAGUUUCAGCGGCUUCAGGAGCUUCAGAAGCUAAGAGCUGUAAAAAAGAAGAAGAAGGAGAGGCCAAGUAAAGACUGCCCCAAGUUGGACAUGCUCACUGGAAAUUUCCAGGCAGCAACAGAGUCUGUCCCUAACUCUGAAAAUAUCCACAAUGGCUCACUAGAGCAAACUGAAGCACCAGAAACCUCUUCUCAGUCCCCCUCCAGGCAUAUGAACCACUCAGAGCCCAGGCCAGGGCUGGGGGCUGAGGGGGAUGCUGCAGACCCCGUCAUCACCAGAGACUCCAAAUUUCUCCUCCCCAAGGAGGUGAAUGGGAAGCAGCAUGAGCCACUCUCUUUUUUCUUUGACAUCAUGCAGCACCAUAAAGAGGGAAAUGGCAAGCAGAAGCUGAGGCAGACCAGCAAGGCCAGCAGCGAGCCAGCAAGGAGGCCCACGGAGCCGCCCAAGGCCACAGAGGGGCAGCCCAAGCCUCGGGCCCAGACUGAGUCAAAGGCUAAGGUGGUUGAUCUCACAUCCAUCACAGAGCAGAAAAGAGAGGAGAGAAAAGUCAACAGUAAUAACAAUAACAAAAAGCAGCUGAACCACAUCAAGGAAGAAAAGUCAAACCCAACCCCUGUGGAGCCCACCUCUCCCAGCGAGCAUCAGAACAACAAGCUGGUACUGGCAGAGUCCCCUCAGCCAAAGGGCAAGAACAAGAAAAAUAAGAAGAAGAAAGGAGACAGAGUCAACAAUUCAAUUGAUGAUGUCUUUCUACCUAAAGAUAUUGACCUAGACAGUGUGGAUAUGGAUGAGACAGAGAGGGAAGUGGAGUAUUUCAAAAGGUAAAUGUGGAGGCUGUGUGUCUGAAACCGUGGUGAUUGUGUGCUUGCCAUACAUGUUUGGUUUUCUGUCUUUCCACGGCACUUCCAGUUGUCUUAGACGAAGUUACAUCAAGCAAGCCAUGCAACCUGGCUACUGAAGAGCCCUGUAGCAGGACAGGCCAGCCACACACACCCCUCCCCCACUCCCAGCACUCACAGUCUCACUUCUCCUCCCCCUCACAUGCUAGAAAAAUGAUAGCAGUGGCUUCCCCCCACCCCUCCCCACCGAGGCGGUGACUCAAGGUGUCCUGGGCCAGCAGCGUCUCCGGGGGGAUACAGGCCACUCCCUAGACCUGCCGGAUCAGAUUCUGGGAAGGGGCCGGCAUCUGUGUUAUUGAAAGCCUUCCGGAUGACCCUCACAUAUGCUGAUGGUUGAACACACUGGAGCAGUAUGCUUUUAAGAAGAAAAGUAGCAUUUUAGAUACUUGCUGUUUUCCUGAUGGGCAAAUUUUAUCAGUGCUAUGUUCUAUAAUGUUUUAUCUACUGUGUGAAUUAAUGGUAACAAAAUUUUGUUUUAUUUUAUUUUAUUUUUGAGAGGGAAU